CAACGUUUCUAUAGAAUCCCUGUUUGACCCCUCACAAUCAAUCCGUCAAAAAACGAAGAAAAAAAUAAGUAAUGCACAUUUCCUGUUCUCUGGAAGCCAGCAGCAGCAGACAUCGAGCAAAUUCAAAUUUGGGCGAUCCGCUUGGUUGCUGUCAAAAAUGGCGACGGAAACUGCAAGACUUGAUAUUGAUAUCGGCGAACAACCCCCUGUGUUUGAGAUACUUCAGGAGCGAAACUUCGAUCAGGGGAGAGAAACGACGCCAGCUGCAUUCGAAACACCCUUGGGUGAUCCAUCCCUUGAGUAAAUUCAGGGCAUGGUACGAGGUAUUUUUGGUGUUCGUCCACAUGAUGAACCUCUUCGGAAAACCCAUAGACGCCGGUUUCGCCAGAGGUCAAUACCCGUUAUAUUGGGGACACAGGCAAGUGUCCAUCAUUCUGGACGUUUUGUGUUGGAUCGACAUAUUAAUGAAUUUCUCGACGGGAUUCGUCAAAGGAACAUCUCGAAAAAUUGAAAUGGACCCCAAACAAAUAGCAAGGAAUUACGUGCUGGGACCAUUCUUUAUUUUAGACUUGCUAUCGUCUUUUCCAAGAAACCUUCCUUAUUUCAUCAUGAAAAAACCAUUCAAACCACUGCUCGGAAUGAUCAACAUAUUUCUAUCUCUCAGAUGCUUCAGAAUAAUGACGCUGAUGUCUCUCAUAUACCGUAUAAGUCAGUAUUUUGAAAUCAAUAAGAGCAAAGGGCUCAUAUUUCUCUUUUGUUCGAUUUUGAUAACCAUGAUUGUCAUCCACUGGUUGGCAUGCUUUCAACACAUAGUACCCAGACUGACGGGGAGAUACUUUGUCACAAUACCCUUCGAAGAAAGUUGGAUAUACCAGGAUGGUAUUUACGAACUGGAUCUACGAGAUAAAUAUCGCCAUGCUUUUUUCAAGGCGUCUUCCGAGAUCUUGGGAAUACGGUUGCAAUACUACAGAAUGACAAUCACCGUAGACUACGUUGUUGCCAUAAUCACGUAUAUACUCGGAAAAAUUCUGAUGGUCUCGAUAUGGAUUAUUCUGGCCGUUGCUAUUCUGAACUCGAGAUCCAUGGAGAUAAAAUUUGAGGAGAUCAUCAAUCAGCUGUCCGAAUAUAUGAAGCAAAAACAGCUGCCAUUCAAUCUGAUGAGCAGGAUAUCGCAGUACUAUAACUUCAAGUACCAGAAGAAGUAUUUCAAGGAAAAAAUGAUCACUGAUUUAUUAUCCGAACACCUGAGGGAAGAAGUAAACUUGCACGUAUGCAAAUCCCUCAUCUCUAGCGUAGGGAUAUUCGGCGAAUUAACCCCUGAUCAGCUGAGCAGCGUGGUUGCCAAGUUAAUCCCUGAAAUCUUCCUACCGAAGGACACCAUCGUCCAAUCUGGAUCAACAUCAGAUUCGAUGUUCUUCUUGUCCAGCGGUACUGUAGCAGUUUACACGCAUUCAGGAAAAGAGAUGUGUCAUUUACAAGAUGGCGAAUAUUUCGGAGAAGUCUGCCUCAUACUGAGAAACCAAUCGGCCAUUUGCACGAUAGUCGCCAUAGAAAUAACGCAAGUGUAUCGACUCAGAAAGAGAGAUUUCGAAAGGACGCUGAUGAAGAACAAAAGCGUCUACAACAAGAUUCUUCAUCUGGCAGAAAUUCGCCUGAAACUAAUACAUCAAGCCGAAGAAACUUACAAGCGAGAGUUAUUUGAAAAAUCUUUUCAGAUAGAUCCGGCCACGAAGUCGACGACUCCGAUAGAAGAAUUAUGAUUUGAGCAAAUUUAGUUUU
Phaedon cochleariae (mustard beetle) is the source of this 1779-nucleotide messenger RNA. Lineage: Eukaryota; Metazoa; Arthropoda; Insecta; Coleoptera; Chrysomelidae. The record is from the annotation of a GenBank genome assembly.